GUGACCACUUUUCAGUUGCCUCCCAGACGUGCGCUCUCGCUGUCGUGUGUUCUCGAUCGCGAGAAAUCGAAAUCCCAGUCGUAAUCGAAUUUAGUUAUAGCACUUAACACUCUGCAUGCCCGCGGGGGGAGCUAUGGUGAAACUCUCGAUCUCGACCGGAAAAACCCAGCGCGCGUCGCUAUAAUCUCAAGAUCGGUGGCAGAUGGUUUCAGGUCCAUAAAAGCGCAGGCAUCUCGCGCUUCUCGUAUCACUCAAAGCCCGCGCACAGAGCCGAAAAGUUCUUACUUAUACUGCGAUUGCCCAGCCAGCGCUAUAAUCCAAAUCCAAAUCCAAAUCCAAAUCAGUUAUAAUCAAUAUCAAUAUCGCGGCAUUUCAACAGAGACCCCGAUCCGAUUCGAAAACAGUUCCAGCAAAGCGGCGAGAGCGAAACUAAAGUGAAAAGCAAAGCGACUAAUUGAAGUGUCUGCCUGUGUCUCGCAAACGUGCAAAGGAAACAAAAACAAAACGGAAUAGCCAACAUAUCACACACAAAGCCGCCGCACAAAAUAUAUUUAUAAAUAAAUACGGCAACAGUAACAAUACUGCUAACAGCUACCGAUACAAAAGCCCGGCAUUAACAUUAAGUCUUGCCAGUUUGUUUAUUUUUUAUUCACGCCAAGCGAUAACAAAGUUGUAGAAAUAAGAAAAUUGGUAUAAGCCGCCACCGAUCCGCCAAUCACCUGCUAUAUAUUUUACUAUCACCGAACCCCGACGCAGACGUACGCCGUCCACAGAAUCUAUAUAGUUAAAUAGUUGAAAACCCAAUCGAAUAAACCGAGAUCGUUCAUGAUGACGCCCAUGUGGACAUCGCUGUUCAAAGUCCUGCUGCCACUGCUACUUGCGGUUGCCAUGAUAGUUUAUAUCAGUGUUCAAUUAACGAAGCGACCCGAGGCCGAGGUGGGAGCAGAGGGCAUGAGAAAUUCGGGACGCGGAGAGCCACCAACUACUACUUACUUACAGUACGAGGCCAAGGAUUAUGAUGCUGUGAUCAAAUCGCUUUUCAUAACUCAAAAUAUUACCAAUGAUAAGGGAGUUGUACUCUUUAAUACGGCCGCGGACAGUGCACCCUUCAUGCCCAUACCCAUCCAGCGCGACGAUCCGCCCCAGAAACAGAAUCUGAAGCAUAAUCUGAAACAGAAUCUGAAUCAAUCCCCGAUCCCUGAAACGAACCACCAUUACCAUCAGUAUCAGAGCCUGAUCCAACCAGAUCAGUACUUCAAAGUGCAGCGCUCCCCGAAUGGCAAGCUGAAUCUGGUCUUUAACGAUACGUUCGUAUCUUUGCAGAGGACGGAAGCGGAGAUGCAAUCCGAUCAGACGAGUCCCCCCCGACAUCAUUCGAACUCCUUUGUCUUCCCCGAUUCCCCCCUAGUCAACCAACACACUUCGCAAGCCCCACCACCUCAUUCCCAGAAUGACACCAAGGAUCAAAAUCCCUGCUCCAAGGGUAACAUGCACAAGCACAAGACCUUCUGCACGGAAGUGGAUGACUACCCGGACAUUUCGAGCCUCACACAGAAGUUGAAAACCAAUUUCUCCAAGUUCUUUGGCAACGAUUUUCAGCCCACGGAUGUGGGCUCUCGCUUUGGUGACGCAGACGAGCGAUUCCUCUGCAGGAGCAUAAGGAGGACUAUACAACCGAAAAAGGGCAUCAAGGCGGACAAUACCUGGGAGUACAUUAUCAAUACCGAUGAGUUCAAACAGUCCAUCCAGAUCGAGGAAUGCGAAGGAGAGAACCAAGCCUGUGACUUUGCCGCCAACUUUCCGCAAAACUACAAUCCCGUUUGCAAGCAGCACUACACACAGCAGACCCUGGCCAGCCUCAAGAGCGAUGGCAAACUGGACGUGGUGCUGGAGGCCUUCAUGAUCCCAUCCUGUUGCAAGUGCGCCUUGAAGGCUGUGUGACUCUGCAGAAUGGGGAUGGGAUUCUCCAGUCGAUGGCUGCGACAAUGUGAUAUUGAGCAUGAAGUUUCACCCACCACAGAAUGGCAGGCCAAACUGAUCAGGGGUCGUUGAUUUAUUCCAUAAUCUGCAGAAUCCACACAUAGACUAAUGUGCAUAUUAAUUUAGAGCUUUAAGUCGAGUCACUGUAACCAUAUUCGUGUCAUAUAUUCAUUUUUGGCUUCCUCGUCUAAUGCCUAAGCUAGAAAUGCAAGUAAUUAGUCAUAGAAUAGCAAGACAAAACAAAUAAAAAAACAAAAAACACAACACAAAAAAAACAAACAUAGAAAUAACGAUUUGAAAAAUGUAUGUUAAAAAAGAUAAUGUAUAAUAAAUGUAUGCAAGUACAUGCCAGCAAA
Molecule: messenger RNA, 2336 nt
Organism: Drosophila santomea
Lineage: Eukaryota; Metazoa; Arthropoda; Insecta; Diptera; Drosophilidae
Gene: spz
Product: protein spaetzle
Exons: 7
Coding region: 826-1941 (371 amino acids)
Biological process (GO): innate immune response; central nervous system formation; regulation of Toll signaling pathway
Cellular component (GO): extracellular region
Molecular function (GO): Toll binding; growth factor activity
Source: RefSeq, a predicted model, not a curated record